AAUGCUGCCGUUUGGGAGGUGAAGGACAAGAAAUGUUUCAUUGUCAAAGCGAAGGUGAGUGUUAAUUAGCGUUAUCUAACUUUGAUCUGGGUUGUUAGUAUCAGUUCACUUUUUCAGUCAGCAUUCUAGGGCAGUAGUGACAAUGCAUGAAUAUUUUGGUUAGGUUGACACAGUCCCUUAUAACAUAAAUAUAAUCAAAACGUUCUCCCUCCCAAAUGUCAGGUAAACCAUUCCUACAGGUUAAAUGACUCCCAGUUGACAGCUUGGGUUGCUGUGGAGAAAGAGGGAUUGGUGCGAUUUGGCCACUGCACAUGUAUGGCCGGUUUAGGGGAAGUGUGUUCACAUGUAGGUGCCAUACUCUACGCUUUGUUAGCAGCUGUGAACAAACUGAGUGGCACUGCAUGCACUGAUAAGGCCUGUAGCUGGAACGAGCCUAGUAUGGCAGCCAUAAAGACAGUAGGGUAUGCAGAAGGGAGCCAGAUAGGUUUCACAAAGGCCCAGAGAAAGAGAUCUGCUGAUGGUUGUGAUGACCUCCCCCCGGUCAAGAUUCCACCUCCAAUCCAAGAUGAAUGCACAGCACUCUACAGUAUGCUACAUUCAUCAGAAAGCACUGAAAAGCAACCGGUCAAAAGUUCAAUUUUGUCUGUUAUCCCUGGCCAUGCAAAGAGGUAUAUACCUCGAGCAGUGCAACUGAACAUCCCAGCACCCUUAAGCCAGAUGUACAAGCCCCAGCACAGGUCACUGUCACACCAAGAACUGCAGGCAAAGAGUGAGGAAGUGUUCACAGGGUUAAGCAUAACAGAAGAACAGGUACAAUUUUACAUCAGUCAGUAAAUGUGAUUGAAGAUAUGGAUGUCAGGAAUGUCUCAGGCAGUAAAUAUGAUAGCUCAAGUGCAGAAAACGUUCUCCUCAGAAUUCAAUAGUCACUUUUUUUUUAAAUAUUUUUUGUCAAUAAAAGUUAAUACAUCACUGUUUAGAUGUCACAUAUCACUAACUUGCUACUCUACCUUGCUACCUUUUUCAAGUGCCAUGUCAUAGAAAAUGAGACAAGACCACAGGCAAAAUGUGCCAUGUGGUUUGACCAGAAGGCAGGAAGGGUGACUGCGUCAAACAUCCGAGCAGCCUGCCACACGGACCCAGACAAACCAGCUGUUUCCCUGCUGAAGAAACUGUGCUAUCCAGUGGCCUACAAGGACCCAAACAACAACACACCACACUCUCUCAGAUGGGGCACUGAACACGAGGGAACGGCAGUUGAGGAGUACACCAAAACAAUGGAGAGCCACCACACCAACCUCACUGUCAGGAAGGGAGGCCUGGUCAUCAACCCUCAAUAUCCAUGGUUAGGGGCAUCCCCAGACGGCAUAUUAACAUGUGACUGCCAUGAAAUGGGUGUGUUGGAAGUAAAGGCACCCAGCAGUCUUGAUAAUAGCACAUUGGGGGAGAAAAGUAAACAGGACAGCACGUUCUGUCUCAAAGAGGUUGGCGGUAAACUUUUCUUAAAGAGGGACCAUCAGUACUUCUAUCAGGUGCAGACACAAAUUCAUCUGACACAAGCAAGCUACUGUGACUUUGCUGUCUGGGGACCGGGGAAAGGAGGGAAUGGGGAAAUGCACAUUGAGAGGAUUCUGCCCGAUACUGACUUUUUUGAGUCCAUGUGUGAAAAGGUUAGCAAAUUUGUGAAGAAAUGUGUCAUCCCAGAGCUUGUAGCAAAGGUGUUCACAGCUCCUAUUCUAACAUCACAUGACAAAAAAACAUCUGAAGGCAAGGGCUGUUACUGUGGGGUCCCUGUACUGCACAAUGAAGACAGACUUGAGUGUAAGUCAGGAAUCUGUAAAAGACAACUCAUUCAUAGAAGUUGCUUAAAGUUUGACACCACCCAUUUAAAAAUAUCAAGUUGGAAAUGCAGUGACUGUAUACGUGAAAUAGCUAAAGAGAAGAGGGAUAACAAAAAACAGAACAAUCUGAACAAAGUGUAA
Messenger RNA from Gadus macrocephalus (Pacific cod), 1979 nucleotides. RefSeq lists its product as uncharacterized. The transcript has 2 exons. Bases 978 to 1979 code for a protein of 333 amino acids. The record is from RefSeq and is a predicted model, not a curated record. NCBI's taxonomy places the organism in Eukaryota, Metazoa, Chordata, Actinopteri, Gadiformes, Gadidae.